Messenger RNA from Terrapene triunguis (Three-toed box turtle), 1840 nucleotides. RefSeq names its product sphingosine kinase 1 (gene SPHK1). The transcript has 5 exons. The record is from RefSeq and is a predicted model, not a curated record. Gene Ontology annotation, biological process: negative regulation of apoptotic process; sphingosine biosynthetic process; cellular response to growth factor stimulus. Gene Ontology annotation, cellular component: membrane; intracellular membrane-bounded organelle; cytoplasm. NCBI's taxonomy places the organism in Eukaryota, Metazoa, Chordata, Testudines, Emydidae. The coding region runs from base 11 to 1618 and encodes 535 amino acids.
UGAGCCAGCGAUGGAGGGCGGGCAGCCGGGCCCCGGGGCAAGCUCCCCGCAGAGCGACUCCGCCGAAGUUGUGCUCCACGGGGUGUUCGCGCUGCGGGACCCGGCUCCCAAGACGAGCUACGCGCUGAGUCUCACUCGCGGCCGGGAGCUGCGCAUGCAGCGGGUCGGCUCCGCGCCGGCCGGCCCGGGCGCCGCGCUGAAGCUGGCGGACUGCAUCGGCUGCUCUGCCUUCGCCGGCCGGGAGCCCCAGCCGGAGCCGGCCGCCUACUUCUCCGUCUUCUGCUACCCCUUCCGCAAGGGCUGGUGGGACGCCUCGCCCUCCAGGCAGCGCCUCGCCAGGACUUUCCGCGUGUGCGUGGCCCCGGAGCCGGAGGAGAAUCUGAAGCUGGCGGAGACGUGGGCUGGGAAGAUCAGGGAGCUGGCUGCGCCCAGGGUACCCCGGCAGGAAGGGGUGACGUGGGGACUCUUGCCGCGACCCUGCCAUGUCUUGGUGCUGCUGAACCCCCAGAGUGGAACGGGGCACGCGCUGCAGCUGUUCCGCUCCCUAGUGCAGCCAAUGCUGGCCGAGGCCGACGUAGCCUUCACCCUCUUUGUGACCGAGAGGCCGAAUCACGCCCGUGAGCUGGUGCGGGCUGGAGAUUUAUCCCAGUGGGAUGCUGUGGCCGUCCUGGCCGGGGAUGGCCUGCUGUAUGAGGUGGUGAACGGCCUGAUGGAGCGUCAGGACUGGCAGGCCGCCAUCAAGAAGCCUCUCUGCACCCUGCCCGGGGGCUCUGGGAACGCCCUGGCCGCUUCCAUCAACCACUACGCUGGCAACACGCAGGCCUUCAAGGAGGAGCUGCUGACCAAUUGCACCUAUUUCCUCUGCAAAGGCCUGUAUGCCCCCAUGGACCUGGUCUCCCUGAGCACGGCCUCUGGCAAGCGCCUCUACUCCUUCCUCAGCUUCGGCUGGGGCUUUAUCUCCGAUGUGGACAUCGCCAGCGAGAAGUACCGCCAACUGGGCAAAGCCCGCUUCACCGUGGGCACCAUCCAGCAGCUGGCCGGGUUGAAGGUCUACAAGGGCCGCCUCUCCUACCUGCCCGUAGAGAUGUCCUCCUCAGCCCCCGGCAGCCCUUCAGAGCAGAAUAGCCACCACAUGCCAUGCAGCAACGGUCGCCCCCUCCACAUCCUCCCUCAGCCUGCGCCGGGAGUGCCACGGCCCCCUCACGAGGGGUCCUGGCCAGAGGACCCUCUCCUGGUCCCCUUCGACCAGCCAGUCCCAAAGCACUGGACCGUUGUGCCUGAGGAGGAGUUUAUCUCCAUUUUUGCCAUCUACCAGUCGCACUUGGGCGCUGACUUCACCAUGGCCCCCACGGCCAAGCUUCACGAUGGCUCCAUGCACCUCUUCUACCUGAAAGCCGGGGUCUCCCGGCUGGGGCUGCUCAAACUCUUCCUAGCCAUGGAGAAGGGGACCCAUCUGGACCUGAACUGCCCCUACCUUCACUACCUCCCCGUGAGGGCCUUCCGGCUGGAGCCCUUUACUUCCACUGGGCUCAUGACGGUGGACGGCGAGCCGCUGGCGUGUGAGCCAGUGCAGGGCCAGGUGCACGACCAACUCUGCAGGAUCAUCAGUGGCUCCUGAGCCACCUGCCAAAUAAACCGCUUCAAAAAGGAUUUUGACCAUGUGCAUCCCUGGGGUGCAGUGAGGGAGGACAGGCAAGGACCACUGCAGAGAAUGCUUACUCCUCCUGCCACUCAGAGUCUUCUCCAGCCCGCUCCUCUCUUCUCCUCUGGAAUAGUUCACAGGGGUCUCUUGUUCCCCUUGCUCUGCCCAGCCUCCCGAGUUCCCCCCCCCCCGCAGUCC